Molecule: messenger RNA, 4546 nt
Organism: Paramisgurnus dabryanus
Lineage: Eukaryota; Metazoa; Chordata; Actinopteri; Cypriniformes; Cobitidae
Source: RefSeq, a predicted model, not a curated record
CGCAUAGCUGCGAGAGACGCGCAAACUCUCUCGGAUCUCAGUUGAGAGGAACUGAACCCAACACCAGCAGCGGAGAACAGCGGGCAUUCAGCAGCUCUUCUGGGGUGCCUGGCCCUUAACUGAAGACAUGACAGCAAAAAAGCGAUCGACAAAAUACCGUUGAGGGUCGGGAGUUAUGGAGUCUCUCUUUGGGAGCCAGCUGGGUUUGUUGGGGGGUAACGAGGGUCUCAAAGAAGAUGGAUGCGGGGUGGGCUGGUCCAGCUCUCCCUUAUCAGAAGACAUGUACUCUGCCUCCCACUUUGCGCUCAUCAGCGCCUACCAGGACAUUAAGACCCGACUGGCGGGACUCGAGAGAGAGAAUACAGACAUCAAAAGAAAACUCAAGAUCUAUGAGAUAAAGUUCCCCAUGAUAAGUGAGUUUGGAGAUGACAGAAAUUCCUACUGCUCCUUUGAGCCCAAGGACACUGCCCUGCUCCAGUCAGAAAAUGGCAGCCUGCAACAGAGAGUCAACAUGCUCACCGUUGAGCUUCAGAAGAGCAAAGAACGAGAGGAACAGUUGGAAGAUGUCAUUCAAGCCUAUGAGAAGAUCCACAUGGAGAAGACGAGUCUUCAACGUGACCUCGACAAGAUGACGUCUAUGGUGGAGAAACACGUCGAGCGGAUCCACAGUUUAGAAUCGGCUCUAAGGCAGAGGGAGAGCUCUAUACACAAACUCAACACACAGCUACACAACAAAGACAUGCAAUAUCUGCAGCUACACAGCCCUGACCCACAUUUGCUUGACUGCCCCAUGACCCUACAGAGCUCCCGAAGCCUGGACACCCUCUCUGACCUAAAAUUACAACGCCUGGAGGCGGAGUUAGAGGGGGUGCGGCAUGAGGCUCAAGGUGCGUGUCAGAGAGAGGAGGAGCUAAAGGGCGAAUGCGAGAGGUUACGGGAAGAGCUCAGAGAAUUGCAAAGCAAUCAUAGACAGCGGGAGGUGGUGAGCUCCAUAUGUGGACAGUGUGAUGUGGAAUGGAUAAAGAAAGUUGGAGAUGAACAGGUAAAUUUGGCUUUGGCCUACACUGAACUAACAGAGGAGUUGGGCAAGUUACAGACUUUGACCGCCAAACAGACUGAGAUAUUGCAGAAGGCCUCACAGGAGCCGGCAAGCCCAGUUCAACGCCACUCACCUGUCCCUCAUCAGAGGCAUUCUCCCGUUCCCCAGCGACAUUCCCCUAUCCAACAGCGUCAUUCCCCAAUACAACAGCGUCAUUCUCCUGUGCCCCAGCGCCGCUCCCCUGUGCUGCAGCGUCUGUCACCUGACAUGCACCGCCGUUCACCUCUGCCUGAGCUGAGCGACGGUCCCGCAUCGUAUUCCUGCAGGCCAACAUCCCACCACCUGAGGGCAAGUUUCCAGGGCAGACGAAGUUACUCCGAAGUGGCCGAUCCUUCGGCUUACCAACGGCCGCCGCGAUUCACUCUGGAUCCGGUGUCGACCCUGCCGAAACCUCGGCCGUAUGUGGACAGCUACCACAAGCAGCAACAGCAGCAACAACAACAGCAGCAGCAGCAACACGGGGGAAGCCAGCACAUGUUACUCCAAAGACAGGGCUCUCAGGGGGUGGGAGGAGAGGGGGGCCUGUCGGAAACUCCACGACUGUCCAGGGAGCUGUCUUUCCACCACUCUGACGUGUCCCACCUGCACUUUGAGCCUCAGCCCAGCCCGAAAUCGCUGCACCCGUCUCCACAGCCCCCUCAGUCCUCAGAGGAUGAGGAGGAGUGGUCCUGCCCUCAUCCCAUCAGUCCUUCCCGAACGCUGGGUGUGUCUAGUCCUUCGCCUAGUGCCAGAGGCCCUGCCUCUUGUUCUGCAUUCCCCAUUCCACCACGCCCCAACACCCUUAGCUGCCACCCACCUGGAUACCUGCACGCAGAGCAUGCCCAGUCUUGGCCGUCUAUUAACCUGUGGAUGGAGACAGAUGAAGAGGGCGACGUCCGGAGCUGUCCACUAUGCCAACUUAUCUUUCCUGUCGGUUACCCUGAUGAUGCCUUGAUCAAGCACAUUGACUCGCACCUGGAGAAUAGCAAGAUCUGACACCCACAUUUACACCAUGACCUUCUGUUGUUCCACAGGAACAUGUUUUCAGAGCUCCCACUAUUUUAAGCUGGGUGCCUUCAAAAAGAAUGUAGGCGAACUUGUGGCCGGUCUGAAAAAGAUCAAUUUACCUUCACUACAAAAACACAUACAUGUCAAGAAUCCCAAAGAGAGGCCAUGGAAGGUUUAUAAGCAUCCACAAAAUAUCUCCAUCAGGUUUCCUUUAAACACAGACUGUACCUUUUUAUUACAUUCAUUUUUAAUUAUAUACACUAAGCCAAACUGACUUUCUAAAGGAGGCAAAGUGCAAUAUUAAGACUGUCAUUUGUGCUUUCAGUCACAGUUCCCAUAAUCUUUUGCAUUCACGCUUUGGCGUGGCCACACAAUGCCUUGCAGGCCAUUCGGUCAGCGGGCAUUAUAAGAAGAGCUGCGUAAAUGAUUUAGGUUUCAUGCAGGAUGUGGCAUUAUUCUGAAAUAUCAAGAGAUCAUUAUACACACAGCCAAUUUCUAGGUCAAUAAAUAUCCUAUGAAAUCAGCACUUUAUAUAAGCACUUAAUAUCCAGUUUACCUUUACCAAUAUUACUAACACUGAGGCAAAAAAGGAACAACUUACAGAUGUUAUUUAUUUUUUAAUACUCUCCCUUAAAUAUCUUCAUUUGAUAGGACGUCCCUUUAACAUAAUUAUUCACAAUUACGCUUAUUUUGUCAGUCUUCCGGGGUGUUUGGAUGUACAAAAGGGAAGAUUUUUCAUAAAUAUGUUCUUAAAGACUUAUAUACAGUACAAAUGAACGAAGCUCUGUGCAAAAGGUUUGAGACGAUCACUGACAAAACGGCAGUUACUGUGUUGUUUCUCAAGACAGUAAUACUGUGAUUUCUAUAGUCAAUUUCGACAGUUUAUUUGUUAAGCUUGUUGAUCUCAGUACUAUUACUUCGAGUUGACAGCUUUGGUUUCGUGGAUGGUUUUUGAUCAACCAGGUUAUCUAUCAAAAUUUCUUGGACAAAAUAAUAUACCAUGUAUUCUCUCGAUCACAAUACAGAGCUCGAUCAGUUUAAAGCUUUUGUAAAAUGUAAGUAUUGUAAAUGUAUAACUGUAUUUAAAGCCAAUUAUCUGUAUUAAUAUGUAAAAUCAGCUACAUCAUAUAUAGAUAUGCAUUUUGCAAGCUCACAUAAGAACAAAAAUGGAUAGCCGAAUACAACUUUUUGUACUACUAUAAUCCGAGUAUAAAUGGCAUCAGUUGAGGGGUUGAUUAGCUAACUAACCUAUUCCCUUUCAGGUGUACCCUAUACUAUGUGCUAUACUAAGUCUUCUUAUGUUUCCCGAUUCUGCAGACUUUGUGACAGUGAGAGCACUGGAUAUGCUACUAACCCAGGUACCAAGGAGCUAUAAUGGGAAAGUGGCCAGAAAAGCGGUCCAAAAUUAGCCAUCCAAAUAUAGCAAGAGCUAAUGGGAGGAUAUGCUGUCUGUCAAAUAAUGAGUGGAAGAUUCAUCCAGUCGGUUGUCUAGUUACAUGUGGUAUCUGGUUAUAGUCUAAUGGCAAAUACAACAUACACUCUUAAAAAUAAAGGUGCUUCACGAUGCCAUAGAAGAACAAUUUUGGCUGAAUGGUAACCUACUGAAAAACAGCAGGUUGUUUAGAUUAUAAAAAGAUAUGAAAGAAAUGUAUCUUCUAGGCACCUUUUGAAGAACCAAAACUGAUUCUUCUAUGGCUUUUCUGUGAAGAACCGUUUAAGCAUCAUUAAAUAUACAAUAAAAGACUUACAACAGAUGUGGAUAUACUGAAGUCAACCAGAAACCAUCUAAUCAACCAAAGACAAAGCCUGCUUGUUUCUUCUUUUAUUUUUUAGGAUGCUGACCAGGUACCACUUAAGAAUCGAUGGUACGAUUGGAAAUGCGUACUUUUAAAUGCAAAAUGUAGAAAAGCUACCAUUUCUGCAUAAUCACACAGAUGUGUGCACAACACCUUUCCUAAUCUAACUUGUCUAGCACCUUUGUCCACAAACUUGCAGAGCAGAAGCAAAGAGAAAGUAAGCCACUAUUCACAAAGAGUUUCCUCAGGAGUUAUUUAAAGAGCUACCGCUGUUUCUCGCUCAUGUUUUUCUCAUGCAAUGGCAAAUUAUCGACCGAGUGCUUUUCUGGAUGCUCUAUAUAUGGUCUCUCAUUUGCCCUGUAGUUUGGUGUGUGACCUUUUGUGAUAUUCUUAAAUAACUCAGGGGAUAAAACUUUGUGAAUAUGGCUCCUUGACCAUACACGACUAACCUCCACAGGGACAACAUGACAACUCGCCAAAUCUCCUAAAGAGCCAAGAGGACAUAUUGGGUGGUUGUACUGUAUUUGGGGAGAUAUGGUAUUUUGUGAUAGCAACAAGGUAUUUUAAAGAAAAAGGGAUUUAUGAACACUGAAUAAUGAAUGCAUAUUGUGUCAACGAUUUUUUUCUGUAAAUACUAUGUGAAAUAAACUGGAACAUGCACUGA